CUGGUAGAUUUUGAAGAUCAUGUCUAAAUUCAAAAUCGGCGAAAGUGGGUGAAUUUAUACCAAAUUAACCCUUCCCUUAAAUUAUCGAUGAAUUCGGACCAACUCAUGAGUUUGAGGCAAAAUUAACACCUUGAGGGCAGUGAUGUGGAAGAUAGAGAAAUUAAUUAAACAUUAAAAAUGAUUGAAUGGUUGCGUGGUUGGAUGGUUGGUGAUAAAGAUGGUACGAGGCCAGUCUACCUUGCGCAUCCCCGUCCUUACAGUUGCAGUUAAAGCAGCGACUUCGAGCAACACCACAAUUGAAAUCGGACGGCUCGAUAAUUACAAAAGGAGCAAAAAAACAAGAAAAAUUGAAAACCUUAAUUUUCGAGUAUCCCAAAAAAUGAAUUUCUCAAGGACAUUUUCCUGUUACAGUUGAGUGGUGGAGACAGAGAGGAUGAAGAACUGCUUCAGCUUCUCGAGCGACGAGGAGCAAAACGGGUGCCCAAAAGAGUCAUUCUACUGGUGGAGAACGCCGCAAGAAUUCGACGAAGAUGGGCAUUUCAAAACGGAUAUUUCGAGUCCAAGAAAUAGAAUGAAGCUUCUUAGAGAAAUGGAGAGAUUGGGUUUGAUGGGUAGUUGUGGGCUGAAUGAUUUGAGGCACAAGAUUCUGAGAUACAGAGCUGGAGAUUUCUGCCUCCCAAUUGGUGGGAUUGAGAGAGAGGAUAUGGAAAUCCCACCUCUAAUCACAAUCUUGCUCACUGGUUUGACUGCCUCUGGCAAAAGCUCCUUCAUCAAUUUGAUGUAUGCUGUUCUUGGCAGGUUUGGCCUCAUCCCUUUUGCUCAGACAUCAGGUGAGUCUUCCAAUUUGAGCACUAUGUACCUGGAAGAACACAACGUGUUGAGGUCAGGUAGGAGUGGGUUCUGUGUGUUCGACUCGAGGGGUUUAGAGCCAAGUCGCAUGGAGGAAGGACUCGAGGAGGUGUCAAUGUGGAUGACUGACGGCGUUAGACAUCACCAGCCCUCUUUAACUCAACCCAAUGAAUCAAUGGAGUUCACUAAUUCAAGAUACAUCAACAGAAAGGUCAAUUUUGUUAUGGUUGUAGCUGAUUUGUCAGAGAUUCAUAGGGCAUUCAAAUCUGGUGAUCUGGAGCCAGUUGUGGCCUUGAGGGCCCUCUUUCAUUUCCCAGCUAUCAAGAAUUCAAAUGAGAAUCCGAUGUUGAUCCUAACUCAUGGAGACACUCUAAGCUGCGAAGAUAGGAUAAAGGGGAGGCUGCAAAUAUGCGACUACUUAGGCAUCCCAGAGACGAAUGGUGUGUACGACAUACCAUGUCUGGCCGAGCAAUGGGUGCUUGCACAAGAUUCCGACCCCAUUUCUGCGUACUCUCUCACUGAGGCUGUAUACAAGGCUUUGCUUCAAUCGGAUAGAGCUCAUCCUCCUAAAUGGAGCUUCAAAGAAUGGUUCACCUUCAUCUUCUCAUCGACUAUGUGCUGUCUUGCUUCACUCUUUUCAUUUCUUGCACAAUUAUUUGGAAGAUUUGGCCAAUCUGAUGGAAGGCUUAGGAUGUGAAGGUUGAGUUUGAUUGCUGCAUGCCUCUUACCUAUCUAACAUUUAACAUUAGUUGUAAUGUAUGUUAGAAUCAAUGGCUAGGUCAUUUAGGUAGAUUGUUUGUUUGUUUAAUUGUGAGACAAUAUGCCCUAAUGUAUUUGUGUAACUUCAACAUCUUAGCAUUCAAGAUUGCAUCAUUUCUUUGAUAA
Salvia miltiorrhiza (redroot sage) is the source of this 1734-nucleotide messenger RNA. RefSeq lists its product as uncharacterized. Bases 434 to 1546 code for a protein of 370 amino acids. The record is from RefSeq and is a predicted model, not a curated record. NCBI's taxonomy places the organism in Eukaryota, Viridiplantae, Streptophyta, Magnoliopsida, Lamiales, Lamiaceae. The transcript has 3 exons.